GCUUUGAUAAUGUUUUUGUGCUGAAUUGACACAUUUGAGUCACACACACACACACACACACACACACAGUUCAGAGUUGUCGCAAUCCUUGUUUGUGGACUAUAUCGUUGAUUCUAUCAGACUGUUGAUGAAAGAGACGCUACUGCAGGUCAUUACAUAAAACACACAAGUCCACACACAGACACACACAUGCACACACACACACACACAAAUUGCAUCGAAUGACGUUCAAAUAUAUUUUAUUUUAUGUUAUUUGACCGUAAGAGUUCACCGACUACAUUGUGUGUUUUAAUAAGGCUAUCAUUUGAAAUAGUGACAUCAUAGUGUGUUUAUGAACUCACAGUGUGCGUCUCUCUGUGUGUGUGUUUGUUGAUCACUACAUGUGUGUGUCCUAUAUGACAUGUGUGAACUGGACACUUGAGCAUGAAUGAAUGUAGGUCAGGAAUGUGCUGCGAUCACACUUCUUUAAGACGCGAGCGGUGCGUAAACACUAUAACGCAUAUGUUCUGAUUGUCACACAGCUGCGAGCGUCGCGUCAAAACGCGUGAAUGGUCAGCGAGAGCCGAACUGUGAGCGUCGUCGUUGUGUGUGACGCGUGGUGCUGAUAGGCGGGUCCACGCGUGUUUUCUUUAGCACUGAAGUCACACUGAAGCAAAGAAAGUUUAUUUCAACGCAGAAUGUCGCGCGUGUUAAACGCUUUCAUUUCCCGCAUCAUUCCCGCGUCCAGCAGAAGUGCGGCGUGGAGGAUUUCUGCGCGGAGCGUCGCGACAGAUGACAGAGGUGGAGAUCGUGCGGCUCUGGGCAGGCGGUGGCAGGACUCAGCAGAGACUGUGAUCAUCGGUGGAGGUUGUGUGGGGGUCAGUGUGGCGUAUCAUCUGGCUAAAGCCGGACAGAAGGAUGUGGUUCUGCUCGAGAAGUCCGAGCUGACGGCCGGGUCCACAUGGCACGCGGCGGGCCUCACCACAUAUUAUCAUCCAGGCAUCAAUCUGAAGAAGAUUCAUUAUUACAGCAUUAAACUCUUUGAGCAGCUGGAGGAGGAGACGGGACAGGCCGUGGGUUUCCAUCAGCCCGGUAGCAUCAGACUGGCUUCCUCUCCGGUCCGAGUGGAUGAGCUGAAAUAUCAGAUGAGCAGAACCCACUGGCACCCCACACCACAGUUUCUCAUCGCCCCCGAUCAGAUCCAUGAGCUCUUCCCUCUGCUCAACAUCAACAAGGUGUUGGCUGGUCUCUAUAACCCCGGCGACGGUCACAUUGAUCCGUAUUCUCUGACCAUGGCUCUGGCGGCAGGUGCCCGGAUGUACGGCGCUCAGAUCUAUCACCCGGCUCCGGUCACGGGUCUCACGCCGACCACUGACGGCAGAUGGGACAUCCAGACUCCACACGGAAGCAUCCGAGCCAAUCGCAUCGUCAACGCCACAGGUUUCUGGGCGCGUGAGCUGGGUCAGAUGAUUGGUUUUCAGCAUCCCACCGUCCCUGUACAUCACCAGUAUGUUGUCACGGCAACCGUUCCUGAGGUCAAAGCGCUGAAGAAAGAACUUCCUGUGAUCAGAGAUCUGGAGGGCUCGUAUUAUCUGCGUCAGGAGCGUGACGGCCUUCUGUUCGGACCCUACGAGACAGAGGAGAAGAUGGUUCUGCAGGACUCGUGGAUCAGAGACGGCGUUCCUCCAGGUUUCGGUAAGGAACUGUUUGAGUCUGAUCUGGACCGGAUCAUGGAUCACGUGGAAAUGGCCAUGGAGAUGGUGCCGGUUCUGAAGAACGCUGACAUCAUUAACAUCGUAUCUGGACCAAUCACAUACACUCCUGACCUGCUGCCUAUGAUCGGACCGCACCAGGGCGCACGCAACUACUGGACUGCCAUUGGCUUUGGGUACGGUAUCAUUCACUCUGGAGGGGUGGGGAAGUUUCUCAGUGAUUGGAUCAUGAGUGGAGAGCCGCCGUAUGACCUCAUCGAAUGUGACCCGAACCGCUACGGUCACUGGACCAGCGCACACUACCUGUGUGACAAAGCCAGAGAAUCUUACGGAUUCAAUAAUGUUGUGGGUUACCCUAAAGAGGAGCGUUUUGCAGGGCGGCCGACUAACAGAGUCAGUGGUGUUUAUGAGCUGUUAAAGGAGAAAUGUUCAAUGGGUUUCCACGCGGGCUGGGAGCAGCCACAUUACUUCUGCAAACCAGGAGACGACACUGGAUACAAACCCAGUUUCAGACGGACUAACUGGUUUGGACCGGUGGGGCGUGAGUGUAAACUGGUGAUGGAGAGAGUGGGCGUGAUCGACCUUUCACCUUUUGGGAAGUUCACAGUGAAAGGGGAAGAUUCACACAAGCUGCUGGAUGGACUGAUGGCUAACAGCCUGCCGAAGGUGGGUCAGACCAACAUCAGUCACAUGUUGACCCCGCGGGGGCGUGUCUAUGCUGAGGUCACGGUUACCCAGCAUGCACCUGGAGAGUUCCUGCUCAUCACAGGAUCAGGAUCAGAGCUGCACGAUCUGCGAUGGAUUGAGCGGCAGGUGUCUGAUGGGGGUUAUCGUGUGAGUGUUUUUAAUGUGACGGAUGAGAUGGGUGUUCUGGGCAUCGCCGGGCCAAACUCCCGCAAGGUUCUUCAGAAGCUGACAGAUGAAGACAUGAGUGAUGCCGCGUUCAGAUUCCUGCAGUGUAAAUCCAUUCAGCUGGCCGGCAUUCCGGUCCGGGCCGUCCGGAUCUCCUACACGGGGGAGUUGGGGUGGGAGUUGUACAUGGACAUGAGCAGCAUGUCAGUGGUGUAUGAAGCGCUCAUGGGCACCGGACAAGACGAGGGGAUUGAUAACUUCGGCACAUAUGCCAUGAACUCCCUGAGACUGGAGAAAGGAUUCAGAGCCUGGGGCGCCGAGAUGAACUGUGACACAAAUCCUCUUGAAGCUGGUUUGGAUUAUUUCAUUAAACUCAAUAAGUCUGCAGAGUUCAUGGGGAAACAGGCUCUGCUGGAGAUCAAGUCUCAGGGUUUGAAGCGUAAACUGGCGUUCCUCACACUACAUACGGACGACAUCGACCCCGAGGGCAAUGAAACCAUCUGGCACAACGGCAAAGUGGUUGGAAACACGACAUCAGGAUCGUACAGUUACAGCACACAUCAGAGUCUGGCGUUUGGUUAUCUGCCCGUGGAUCUGCUGAACAUCGGACAGAAGGUGGAAGUGGAACUUCUGGGGAAGAAAUACCCGGCCACGGUCAGUCAGGAGCCGCUGGUCCUCACAGAACCCACCAGGACACGACUGCAGAAGAAGAAGAGCGAGAGAGACGGAGUGAAGGACUGAGCGAUGACCGCGUUUAGUUUCUGGUCUGAUGGAGCUGUUAGGAAAGAAAACUUGAUUUACUUCAUCUGUGAAUGAAACACUAAACUCUCAAGUGAUCUUUAUGGGAACAAAAUCACUAAACAGGGUUUUAAAACACUGCUGUAGAAACACAAAGUCUUCAUGUUUUACUCUUAACUCCGUCUGACACAUGUUCACAUCAAGUGAAAUAAUUCUCACAGUUACACAUCAAAUGAUUCCUCUGUUGUUUGAUGAGACGUUCUGUUUAUCUUUGUACUGUGAAUUUUCAUUAUGAAUAAAUACACUUUGUUUAA
Molecule: messenger RNA, 3595 nt
Organism: Triplophysa dalaica
Lineage: Eukaryota; Metazoa; Chordata; Actinopteri; Cypriniformes; Nemacheilidae
Gene: dmgdh
Product: dimethylglycine dehydrogenase
Exons: 16
Coding region: 678-3284 (868 amino acids)
Cellular component (GO): mitochondrion
Molecular function (GO): protein binding; oxidoreductase activity
Source: RefSeq, a predicted model, not a curated record